This is a messenger RNA of Enhydra lutris kenyoni (northern sea otter), 3629 nucleotides long. RefSeq names its product retinal degeneration 3 (gene RD3). The transcript is spliced from 9 exons. The record is from RefSeq and is a predicted model, not a curated record. Lineage: Eukaryota; Metazoa; Chordata; Mammalia; Carnivora; Mustelidae. The coding region runs from base 1262 to 1855 and encodes 197 amino acids.
AGCGGAGAGAAGUGCUACGGUUCUCUGAGCAUCCCAUCCGUCCAGAGCAUCAGGACAAACCCGUAUGUGGCAAGUGCUGGGGCUUGGGCUCCCUGUCCUUGAGGAGCUGUCCCUCCACCGGGGAUGCGGAACCCCGUGCUCAGGAAACAGCGCCAGGCACAGCCGAUUCUCAUGAGCUGAGAUACAGUGUUGCCUUUACUUGGAGAAGAAAAUGUGGCCACAGGAGUGGAGAGAGGGCUGCCGGAGAGAAGAGGGCCAGCGGCUCUCUGCACCAUGAGCUGGUCAAGAGAAGGAGCAGCCGGAUCCUGACUUAAGAGCCCUGCUUGAGAAGCCGGAUGAGGAAGGCAGAGUCACCCGGCGGAAGCAAGCGUCCCUCGAGCACAGAGUGGCCGAGCUUCCUGGGAAGAGCCCGACAUGCGGGCAGGCAGCUGGACAGGCCAGACCAGGUCGUCGUGGCUUAAUCUCCCCUUGGCUGUGCGUUCUGCUUCAUUUUGCACACCGUCAGGGCUAGAUGUGUCCGGCAGUCCACCCAUCAUCUGGUGGCCGGCGCCGCAGCUCCCGAGGGCCCGAGCCGCUGGCAGCGCGACAGGCAUCCAUGCCAGCGGCCCCUCACGUCUGGUGGGCGCAGGCUGGGCCUCAGGGGGCCCUCGAUCCGGCCCGCGGUAAGCGCGGGGACAGUGAGGAGGCCCACGGGCCAGUAUGGGAUCCCGGAGAACAGCCACAGAAGGCUAGCGCCAGCCCCGCAAGAUACUCAAACGCCUCCCAGCCAGUCCGCGAUCCAUGCUCCCUCUUCUCCCUGGACUCCUUCCUGGGCCUCGUCCCCUUCUCCAGAAAGUCAGCAGAACUUCCUGCCCUUGAGCUUGCCUUGAGGGAAAGAGAGAAGUCCAAGCAGCAAAGAGGAAAACAGGCUGGAAAGCAGACGGCAGGACCCCCGCUGGACCCUUCACCUCCGGAGAGGCUGGCCUCAGAAAGCCGGAUGCUGCCUGUGUCCAAGCCACCUGCACUGCUCCAAGCCUCAGUCUCCCUGUCUAUGUGCACACAAUGCUUGAUCAGUGCUUCUGAAUGAAUGAAUGAACAGUAGAAUUAGAAAUGAUGGCUCAGAAAGGUUAAGCAACUUACUCCAGGCCACCCAGCUGUGACGGCGGAGCAGUUCUUCUCUCAGGUCCCAGCUCUCCUCCUUCCCCCUUGCUCUCCCCCACCCUGACAGAGGGGCCCAAGAAAGACGCACUCCUUCCCUGUCUCGGCAGGGGCUGGGGGGGCCAUGUCCCUCACGCCCUGGCUGCGGUGGAAUGAAGCCCCCUCGAGGCUGUCCUCCCGGAGGCCCACCGAGAUGGUGCUGGAGACGCUCAUGAUGGAGCUGGCAGGGCAGAUGCGAGAGGCGGAGAGGCAGCAGUGGGAGCGCGGCAACGCAGUCAGGAAGAUCUGCACUGGGGUCGACUACAGCUGGCUGGCCAGCGCCCCCCGGCCCACCUACGACCUCAGCCCUGGCGAGCGGCUACAACUAGAGGACGUCUGUGCCAAGAUCCACCCUUCCUACUGUGGGCCCGCCAUCCUCAGGUUCCGGCAGCUGCUGGCGGAGCAGGAGCCCGAGGUGCAGGAGGUGUCCCAGCUCUUCCGCUCGGUGCUGCAGGAGGUCCUGGAGAGAAUGAAGCAGGAGGAGGAGGCCCACAAGCUGACUCGGCAGUGGAGCCUGCGGCCCCACGGCCCCCUGGCGCUGGCCACCUUCAAGACCCGAGCGCGCAUCUCCCCCUUCACCAGUGAUAUCCGGACCAUCUCCGAGGACGUGGAGCGGGACACGCCGCCGCCGCUCCGGACCUGGAGCAUGCCGGAGUUCCGGGCGCCCAAAGAGGACUGAGCCGUUCCCUCCCCAGCCCAGGAGUGGAGCCACCAGCGGUAGGGCAUGAUAGGCCGGUGACUGGCCCCGCGUCCUGGAACCUACCCCCUUCCCCUGACAAAGGUCCCAAGAGGUGUUUCCUUCCCAGGACAUUCCGGUAAAAUGAAGGAAUCCGUCAGGCAGCACUCCCCCAUCAGCCCUGAGCCCACAGUUAGGGCUCCGCCCGCAUCGAUCUCCUCCCUGCCCCUCCCACAAAUCAGUGGGCGCAGCCCCUCCCCUGCCUCGCAGAGAUUCAGGAUCUUGGCAGACAAGAUCUACCCCUGGGGAGGGGAAGAGUUUGCCAAGACCUGGGUUCUCACCCCCCAUUCAGGGAUAUCCUAUUCACCCCUUCACCCUGAGUAAGGUGCGCUGGUUGGGUAGUGUGCAUUCUCUGCUGGUGGCUGGUCUCACCGUGGCUCCUAGGUCCUUGCCUCUGGGACAGGCAGGGCUGAAAGGGACCACAAAAGCCAAUAGGUCACUCUCCUCCGCUAGGGAAAUGAACAAACUGAAGCUCAGAGAGGGCAAGAUUCUUUCACCUUAAAUUGCAGCCAGAUUCCCCCAGGGGCCGUGAGGUUGUUCCUGUAGGUAUAGUCUCUGCCCGAGUCCUGGGCUGUGAUGGGACAGCUCCAAGGGCUGUCUCCACCUGCCAGUGGUCUGACACAUCUCUGACCUUGGAAUUGGCAUGGAGGUCUAAGGCAGCUGGGAUCAGAGGUAAGAUGCCCUUGCCCCACCCCAAGAGAAUCAUCAUUCAGGAUGUGGCCAAUGCCUGGCAGCUCCUCCCAGAGCUGAAGCUUCAGGCUUCCUCCUCACUGCUCUGGAGAGCCCAGGGCAUGGAUUCCAGGGUCCCUUCUCUAACUGGUCAUAUGAAGGAAAGUGAUCCCAAAACCCCUAACUGGUCUCAAAGAACCAAGGGAAAUGUUCUGGAAGAGCCUCCCUACAGGGUUCACUGUCCUUCCUUUCUAAUAUGGUUAGAGCUGGAUACGGGACAUGUGGUGCUCCAAUGUAUGGAAGGUCAGGCAGCUUCCCUGGGCUGAAGUGGGGUGUGGGGGGAUGGGUGAGGAAAGUGUCUGUCCCCAGCUACCAGUGCAUGCUCAGAAAAUGCAAGUGGAUCUUACUAAUUAUUCUAAAUAAAAUGCCAGGAGAUAAGUCUGUGGGGACAAAAUCCAUAUACUCCCUGACGAGGCUCAGUAGAAAAAAAAUGGUUUUUAAGUGAUCUGGUUUGGGAUUAUUUUCAUUCAAGUCUGGACAGAAAAUCCUAAGAUGAUGGAAAACCUCUUAUCCGAUACAGUCGAGAUGAAGGAGUUGUCUCAUUACAUACCUGGUAGCCACUGAAAAGCACUUAAAUGGAAAUGUACACCUUACACUUCUUACAUAUUUUAUGUUAAGACAUAAGAAAAAGUUCAUUUAAUUGCCAAGCUGUGUUCACUCUUUUGUGACAUGGAUUGUCUGAUGAGGAUCCCACACUUACGUUUUAUUGGCUCAUCUGUCCUUUAGUCAGUCAUACCAAUAAGAACAACCGGCAUAAACAAGUUUGGAACGAGCAGAAGGGACUCUCGGUAAGCAGACAGGUCACUUGGCAGGGGCAACAGUGCUGGGGAGAGUUAGAAUAUGAUCUACUAGCUGUGAGCUUUCUGGGUAUCCUGGUUGGAGGUCAUCUGUUUUUUCUGAGGGAAUGGAAUGUCAGGGUCAACCUAGUUGCGGGGUAUGGGCUAUUCAGAGGAGGUCAACUAAGAGAAUAACUACUCAAGAAAUGGGC